UCUGGCGUUUUUGCACUGGUAACAACAUUUCUAAAUCAGGCAGAAAAAGAGACCCCUAAAGCUGCUGCGGUCAUGCUCCUGGGAGCAGCCAAAGAAAUAGCACUUCAUAAGGACCCUGCUCAGAACUUGCAAAAUCUUGGUGUCUCUGCAUCUUUGAGGACGGCUGUACCUUGUCUAAUGGAAAGGAUUACAACACAACUUCAGAGGAUGCUCGUGCUGUGUGACUUUCCAAAAGUUUUAUAUGAAAAGUUCAUUAGUUUUUUCCAGACUAUCUCACUUCCGUGUCACUGCUAUUCCUUCUCAAAUAGCCUAAAUGUGGUGCCAUGGGAUCAUGGAUUACUGACAACUGUCUUAAAAGGCCAGAACAUCACUGGUCAAAGAACACAGAAAGGAAAGAAAGUAUUUCUGUGGGAAGUACUUCCUGUCAUACAGGCUCGAGUAGAAAAAAUGGAAAACCAGGGACAUUAUAAGGAAAUAGUUCGCUACUUGAAAGCUGUGAAAUGCAAUGACACUCUAGGGUUAAGAAAGCUUAGAGAUAAAAUCCCAUUCUACUUGUGCAAAAGUGGAGACUUCGUUAGUGCUCUACAUUCAUUGUUGCUUCCCUUCAAUAACCUUGCAUGCUGUACCGCCUGCCGGAUAACCCCUUUCCAGUUUGAGAUCUACCUAAAGAUGUUCAGAACUGGGAGUGUUCCCUGUGGAAAUAAUUUUCAUGACCCUGGAGAGUGGAUUUCAAUUGGUUCUCCUGUGAAGAACUCCAUUCUAAUUAAGCAUGCGCUCAAACUCCUUUACUGCAAUCUGUCAUUAUACAGAAAUCCAAAAUGCUGGAGCUCCCUCAUCAUGGUUUUGGGUAGUAGCACUACUCUGGAGAAAAAUGGGCAUGUAAAUCCUGUCUCAUUGAAAGAGCCACCACAUGAUUUCCAAGAGAUGGUGGUGUCUGUAUCUUGCGUUCUUCUAAAUGAACUGAAGACAAAAGUCAAUGUUUCUCUGCCAUCAAAUGUUUUUUCUGGUCCUUUACAGCUUGAGGCUUGUCUUAUCCUCACAGUGCAAGCAGUGCAGCAGAUGCUUCUAAACGACCUUCCAUACUUGAGUUCCUUUCUAGAAAUAACACUGGCUUUCGGGAAUAACUUCUGGGCUCUGAGGCUAUUAUUAAAUGGCCUUUCCUGUGAAGAACACAUUCUCCAUGGCACUAUUAACUUGCUUCUGAGAGAUCUGAAUUUUCAGAAGGCAACAAUGUUGCAUCUGUGGAAAAAACUUGGUCCUCAAUAUGUAGGUGAACUGCUCUGCCUGUACCUGACUUGCAGAAAUAGGAAGAUGCAGUCCAUUGGCAUCUUCAUCAUCCAUUUAAUUAGCGAGAACCUGUAUAUGUGUCCAUGGGCAAAGCAUCUUUGCAACUUUCUGAACACAGGAUUACGGAAGCUGCCUCUUGGUACCACGACUGAUCAUGAAGUUGCCAAGUUCAUAGCUGUUUUGGAAAAAUUGUAACACUCUGAGGGUCUCAAGAAUUUUCUAACCUGCCGUAUAACACCUCCCAAUUGGUUGCCUUUUGCUAUUUCCCCUCAAUAAAAUUUUCAGCCUACGAGCUGAUUUACAAACAAAUUUUUAAAAAUCCCAUCCAACCCUAGACUUGUGUGUUGAAUGGAGGAGGCAUUUAAGCCGAAAUGUGCUUAACGCUUUCUUCCUUCUUGCAGGUGCAUACUCUAGCAGUUCUCUGCAAUCUGGCUUUCAUGGAAUAUAACUUAACAUGCUUACAGGGCUGCUUAUUCUGUGGAAGUGCUGAGAGAGCAACAGACAUGUUCUCUACCAUGCCACAUGCAUGCUGACCUGUGAUGUCAGCAGCAGAGGACUUGUUGAGGAAGCAAACAGCUCCUGGAUAAGGGAAACUCUUAAUUCAUGGUCCUGCAGAAGUUUGAUAGUGUGUGUUCUUUGGAAUGCCUCCUCUAUGUGGCAUCUAAUUAUGUAUAUGACCCACUUGUUUUUGAUUAGUACCUCCACUCUCCAUUUUCCUGGAUUUCUCCAAUCCCAAGUGCUCCUACAGAAACUAGAAAUGGUUCUAAUGAUGUAAAUUAAUAGUUAGUUUGUAAAGAGAAAUUUUAACUUUCAGGUGUAUUGCGGUUGAUGGCUAUUUGACGGGUGCUAACACGUCUGGGUUACUUGAAUUGCUAUCAUAAUUGUAGUUUAACAGUUGACUUUAAAAUUGGAUGUAGAACUAGAGAAAUGUAAUUCAGCAGAAAAUACCGUCUGACUACAAUCCCUUUGACAUCUUUCCAUGUUGGGAGUGAAGGGGAAGAAAUGUUGACCUGUCCAUGUAUUUUAUUUUGCACAUUUAAGGCUUAUAAUGGCUUUUACUGCUUAUUCGUGCCAAGUUCGGCUAAAUUAUUUUCUUUACAAAACUACUUUUUUAUUGAAGUUUUGUCUUUUUUUAAAAAAAAAAGUGAAAAUGUGUAUCUAAACCCCUUGUAUAAAGCGUUGAAUAAAUGGUAACUAUCGUA
This is a messenger RNA of Trachemys scripta elegans, 2489 nucleotides long. RefSeq lists its product as uncharacterized. Lineage: Eukaryota; Metazoa; Chordata; Testudines; Emydidae. The transcript is spliced from 14 exons. The record is from RefSeq and is a predicted model, not a curated record. Bases 73 to 1482 code for a protein of 469 amino acids.